Petromyzon marinus (sea lamprey) is the source of this 2919-nucleotide messenger RNA. The record is from RefSeq and is a predicted model, not a curated record. NCBI's taxonomy places the organism in Eukaryota, Metazoa, Chordata, Hyperoartia, Petromyzontiformes, Petromyzontidae.
GUGAGGGGGGGUGGUGUGAAGUGUGUGGGGGGGGGGGGCACCCCUGCCCGUGAGUGAAUCUCUCCGAACCCUCGGAAGACAAAGGGCGGGCGAGAGGGGGCAGGGGGGCGACGAGGUGGUGGCGCGGGGGGCAACACGACAAUAGAAACACGCCACCCUACAGCAACAACAACGACAACAAACAACAACAACAACAACCGACGUCUCCAACCAAACCACCGCGACACCCCCUGCCCCCCUCUCCCCGACACACAGCCCCCCACCCCCCCAACGGCACCAUAGCCUCUCAGUGGCCGGGGCCCGGUGGCGGGGGCCUGCCCCCCCACCACCACCCCCACUCCCUCCUGGGCGGGGGGGGGAUGGCCCCCCAGGGCCCCCCCGGGGAUGGGGGCUCGAGCGAGGACGAGGACGCGGACGACAGCGGCGCGGAGGGUGGGGGCGGCGCGGGGAGCGGGGGGCCCAAUGACAAGCCGCUGGACAACGACGCUGAGGGGGUGUGGUCCCCGGACAUCGAGCAGAGCUUCCAGGAGGCGCUCGCCAUCUACCCGCCGUGCGGGCGCAGGAAGAUCAUCCUGUCCGACGAGGGCAAGAUGUACGGACGGAAUGAACUCAUAGCCAGGUACAUCAAACUUCGAACGGGAAAGACACGGACACGCAAACAGGUCUCUAGUCACAUACAGGUGCUGGCGAGAAAGAAAGUGCGCGAGAUCCAAGCCAGCAUCAAGGUCUCUAGUCACAUUCAGGUGCUUGCCCGGCGAAAAGCGCGUGAGAUUCAGGCCAAGCUCAAGGCAAUGAACAUGGAUCAGAACGCCAAGGACAAGGCGCUGCAGAGCAUGGCGGCCAUGUCGAGCGCGCAGAUCGUCUCGGCCACGGCCAUUCACAGCAAGGCCAUGGGCAUGGGGCCUGCGCUGCCACGGCCUCCCUACCCACCCGCCCAGGGGUUCUGGCCGGGGAGUCUUCCCGGGCAGCCAGGCUCGUCCGCUCAGGAUGUGAAGCCGUUUGCACAACCCGCGUACCCCAUGCAGACGAGCAUCCCCACGCCCAUCCCAGGCGGCUACGACCCCAGCACGGGUGGCCUGGUGGCCACGGCGGUCGGCCCCGCGUGGCAGGGCCGCUCCAUCGGCACCUCGAAGCUGCGACUCGUCGAGUUCUCGGCCUUCCUGGAGCAGCAACGGGACGCCGACACCUACAACAAGCACCUGUUUGUCCACAUCGGGCAGUCGAGCCCCUCGCACGGGGAUCCGCUGCUCGAGGCCGUGGACGUGCGCCAGAUCUACGACAAGUUCCCGGAGAAGAAGGGGGGCCUCAAGGAGAUGUACGACCGGGGUCCCCAGAGCGCCUUCUUCCUCGUCAAGUUCUGGGCCGACCUGAACACGAGCACGCAGGACGACACGGGCGCCUUCUACGGCGUGACGAGCCAGUACGAGAGCGCCGACAACAUGACCAUCACCUGCUCCACCAAAGUGUGCUCCUUCGGCAAGCAGGUGGUGGAGAAGGUGGAGACGGAGUACGCGCGCUUUGAGAACGGCCGCUUUGUGUUCCGUAUCCACCGCUCCCCGAUGUGCGAGUACAUGAUCAACUUCAUCCACAAGCUCAAGCACCUGCCCGAGAAGUACAUGAUGAACAGCGUGCUGGAGAACUUCACCAUCCUGCAGGUGGUAACAAACAGAGAUACCCAGGAGACGCUGCUGUGCGUCGCCUACGUCUUCGAGGUGUCCACCAGCGAACACGGAGCACAGCAUCACAUCUACCGCCUCGUCAAGGACUGAUGGGCCACCGCCAUCAUCGCUCGCCCCCCCCCCCGUACUCCCCCCCCCACACCUCAACCUGCAUGGACUCUCCCUGCUCCAGCACGUGGUCAGAGCGCUCGGGAGAGUCCACCUCGCAGUGAAGACGAGGGGGGGGGGGAUUAUCCCUGGAGUCAAGCGGUCAAGUAUCUGACGGGGAAGGGGGUCUUAGGGAUACUGCGGUGGCUGUAGGGGGUCGAACUUUUUAGCCAGAAUUUAAAGAUUGCAUUUUUAUCAUUGUUUUUAUUGUUUAUUUUAUUAUUAUUUUUGUAAAACAAAAAUACCAAUAAGGUGUCAAAUUUACUUGGACAAGCAAAGUUGCGAGUAGAUUUAAACACGUACACGUGUACAUGAUUUAAACACGUACAUGUGUGUAAGAUUUAAACACGUACACGUGUACAAGAUUUGAACACGUACGUGUGUGUAAGAUUUAAACACGUACACGUGUGUAAGAUUUAAACACGUACACGUGUGUAAGAUUUAACACGUACACGUGUGUAACAUUUAACACGUACACGUGUGCAAGAUUUAACACGUACACGUGUGUAAGAUUUAACACGUACACGUGUGUAAGAUUUAAACACGUACAUGUGUGUCAGAUUUAAACACGUACACGUGUACAAGAUUUAAACACGUACACGUGUGUAAGAUUUAACACGUACACGUGUGUAAGAUUUAACACGUACGUGUGUGUAAGAUUUAAACACGUACACGUGUACAAGAUUUAAACACGUACGCGUGUACAAGAUUUAAACACGUACACGUGUACAAGAUUUAAACACGUACACGUGUGUAAGAUUUAAACACGUACACGUGUACAAGAUUUAACACGUACGUGUGUGUAAGAUUUAACACGUACGUGUGUGUAAGAUUUAAACACGUACACGUGUGCAAGAGACAAAGAUCUCCUCCCCACGUAUAGCCUUUACCAGGCUACUUGGGCAAGUGUUGUUUGCAAGCGCCUAUUAAGGCCCAGUACAGCAGACGAGGGGUGGGUGAUCAGCACCCACGGCCCGGCCGCCUUUGUCUCUCGAGUGGUGAUGUUUACACAUCGCACCAGGUACUUAUUUGAGGCUGAGUCGACCCACGGGAGGCCCAGGACCGCUUCAGAUAACAAGCCGCGAAUCGAACU